Volvox carteri f. nagariensis is the source of this 354-nucleotide messenger RNA. RefSeq lists its product as uncharacterized. NCBI's taxonomy places the organism in Eukaryota, Viridiplantae, Chlorophyta, Chlorophyceae, Chlamydomonadales, Volvocaceae. Bases 1 to 354 code for a protein of 117 amino acids. The record is from RefSeq and is a predicted model, not a curated record. The transcript has a single exon.
AUGGAAGAGACACCAACGGGACAUGGAAGGGACACCCAAUUGGGUGUCCCUUGCAAGGGACACCAAAGGGACACCCAAGGAACGCCCAAGGGGCACCCAAGGGACACCCAAGGGGCACGGGAGGGAUACCCAAGGGGCACGGGAGGGAUACCCAAGGGGCACGGGAGGGAUACCCAAGGGCACCAAAGGGACACGCGGAAGAGACACGCGGAAGCGACACCCAAGGGACACCCAAAAGACAGGGCAGAGACACCAAAGGGACAUGGAAGAGACACCAGAGGGACACCAAAGGACACGUGGAAGGGACACCCAAGGGACACCCAAGGGACAUGGGAGGUACACUGUAAGGGAUAA